CUCUGCAAUAACUUAUUCAUAUUAUUACAAACAGUUUAAGUACUUACAGAUUUUACUCCAACAAAUUAUUGUAUCAACAAUACUUGUAGAUAAAACGCACAGUUGUUGUAACAAAAUGGCCACAGCAUGGUCUAUGGGUCCUGGCACAUUGGAAGUGCCACUUUCUCUGUUUGCCAAGAACAGACAAAGACUAGCAGAACAACUUAAACCUGGCCAUAUUGUUGUCCUGCAAGGUGGAGAUGAGAUCAGUCACUAUGAUACGGACGUUAAUUAUGUUUUUAGACAGGAAGCCUACUUCACCUGGGUGUGUGGAGUGAGAGAGCCGGGCUGUUAUUUUGCACUAGACGUGAAAACAAAGAAGUCUUAUCUGUUCGUACCCCGUCUACCCGAGGAGUAUGAAGUGUGGAUGGGCAAGUUGCUUAGUUGCUUGGAAUUUAAAAAUAUCUAUGGACUGGAUGAAGUACAUUAUGUUGAUCAGCUGCAAGAGGUUCUCACUGCCUUAAAGCCGGACACUCUGUUAACACUUUGUGGGCCCAACACGGACAGUGGUUUAACGGCAAAAGAGGCAGUUUUUGAAGGAAUUAAUGAGUUCAAUGUAGACAAUGAAAUUCUAUUUCCUAUUAUUGCGGAGCUGCGCGUAUUCAAAACCCCUGAAGAGAUAGAGGUGAUGCGAUAUGUGUGCAAAGUGUCUUCCGAUGCACACAAACAGGUGAUGCUGUACACCCGUCCUGGUAUCAUGGAGUACCAGUGCGAGGCGGUGUUCCUGGAGCACUGCUACCGCGUCGGCGGGUGUCGCCACGUGUCCUACACGUGCAUCUGCGGCUCCGGACACAACGCCGCCACGCUGCACUACGGCCACGCCGCUGCACCGAAUAGCAAGCAGCUGAGGGACGGGGAGAUGUGCUUGUUUGAUAUGGGCGGUAACUACGCGGGUUAUGCUGCGGACAUCACCUGCUCAUUUCCCGCCAACGGCAAGUUCACUGAAGACCAGAAACUCAUCUACGAAGCCGUGCUUGCUGCGAGGGACGCGGUGAUAAGAGAGGCGAAGCCGGGAGUCCUGUGGCCGGACAUGCACUUGACGGCGAACCGCGCUAUGUUGGAACAUCUCAAGAAGGGUGGGCUGCUGAAAGGCGACGUGGAAAGUAUGAUUGAGAACGGCGUCAACCAUAUCCUGCAGCCGCACGGUCUCGGCCACUUGCUCGGCCUAGACGUUCACGACGUGGGCGGGUACCUGGCGCACUGCCCGCCGCGCCCCGCCUCCCUGUCGCGCCUGCGCACGGCGCGCGCGCUCGCUCCGCACAUGCUGCUCACUGUCGAGCCGGGCUGCUACUUCAUACCCCGGCUCGUCGAUAACGCGAAGAACAAUCCGAAGCAAAGGGAUUUCUUCAACUGGGACGUGGUAGAUCGGUUCAGAGGGUUUGGCGGAGUGCGUAUCGAAGACGAUGUUCUCAUCACUGACGAUGGCGUAGAAAACCUGACCUUCGUACCUAGGACUGUGGCCGAAAUUGAAGACUUUAUGGCAAAUGGUGCUAACUUCAAAUGAAAUAAAACAAGCCAAGACCAAACCGCUAAAAUUAGUGAACCUAAAAUAAUAUCAUUUAAAUUGUUUAUAUUUUUGUUACAUUAUGUUUAAGUGGAAGUAUUUACAA
This is a messenger RNA of Aricia agestis (brown argus), 1649 nucleotides long. It is a transcript of the gene Dip-C, whose product is annotated as xaa-Pro dipeptidase. Lineage: Eukaryota; Metazoa; Arthropoda; Insecta; Lepidoptera; Lycaenidae. Bases 116 to 1543 code for a protein of 475 amino acids. The transcript has 13 exons. The record is from RefSeq and is a predicted model, not a curated record. Gene Ontology annotation, molecular function: manganese ion binding; metalloaminopeptidase activity.